Malassezia sympodialis ATCC 42132 is the source of this 357-nucleotide messenger RNA. RefSeq lists its product as uncharacterized. Lineage: Eukaryota; Fungi; Basidiomycota; Malasseziomycetes; Malasseziales; Malasseziaceae. The coding region runs from base 1 to 357 and encodes 118 amino acids. The transcript is spliced from 3 exons. The record is from RefSeq and is a predicted model, not a curated record.
AUGGUGGUGGCAGCGCGGCUUCCAACGCUCGCGCGUGCGGGCGCUCUAGCGCGCAAGAUUGCGCUGCACUGUGGUGAGUCCGAGGCCCAUUCCCUCUUGCAGGCGGCGUACCGCCACAGUCUGCAGCAGGCGGUCCAGUGGGGCGCUCGUUCCUUGGCCUUUCCGUCGAUUUCUACGGGCGUGUACGGCUACCCGAAAGAGGCAGCGACACAUGCCGCUGUCGACGCAGUGGCGCAGUUCCUGCGAGGUCCCCAGGGCGAGCGGAUCGACCUCGUGGUGUUUUGCUGUUUUUCGCCCGGCGACCUGGCGCUGUAUGAGCGCAUCGCGCCGAUGUACGCCGACGCAGGCGCUACGUAG